AUGGCUAGCAGUUUUUUGCUUCUGAACUGCACUUUCCCCGCGUUAGCGGGCUUGCUGGCUCACCAUAUGCUAUUCAGGAGAAGAGAAUGGCACAUGGAAGGGCGACGUUUACUCAAUAUCACAUUGGUUAUGUUUCCAGUGCUGGUCAUUUUCGAGAGCAGAGAGGCCUUCCGCAUGACCUCUUUUGCGCAUGCUUCUCUGAUAAUGUCCAGCUUCUUCCUAUCCCUCUUUUCGAGUAUGAUUAUCUAUCGUAUUUUUUUCCACAGGAUCCGUCAGUUUCCCGGUCCCUUUCUUGCCGGGGUGUCCAAGUUAUGGCAUUCCUAUCAGUGCCUCGGCGGGCAGAAUCACUUGUUACUUGACAAGCUCCACCAAGAAUAUGGUGAUUUUGUCCGCACAGGGCCCAAUGAGAUUACAGUCUUUCAUCCACAAGCACUAGCAAUACUUGAUGGCCCUAGGAGCCAGACAAGGAAGUCAGAUUGGUAUGACCUGUUGUUACCGUAUGAGGGAGUGACGACAAUUCGUGAGCGAGCUCUUCAUGAUCAACGGCGGCGAAUCUGGAAUAAGGCAUUUGCAGCUCCUGAGCUAGCACACUACCGGAGACAUAUUCUGAGCCUAGUCCUACAGUUCGACAGUCUUGUGGCGGUUGCUGCGGCUGAAGAACGUCCCGUGCCGUUCUCAACCUACGCCUACUGGUUUUCUUUCGACGCCAUGGGACUAUUUGCUCUGUCGCGUUCCUUUAAUAUGCUGAGGAACGAAGAAUGGCACUACAGCAUCUUGAUGAUGCGCCGUGCGAUGAAGCUUCUAGGUCCCUUGACACCAGUCCCCUGGUUGGCACAACUAGGCUUUUCCCUCCUUCGCAACUAUUGGGUAGUGAAAGACUGGCACACCAUGAUCGCUUGGUGCAGGCAGCGAAUGCAAGAAAGGACUCGGGUAUCGAAAUUUUCCUUUUCAUUAAAGGAGCCUGAUUCGCACGACAUUGCACAAUGGAUCAUUGAUGACGCCCGAAAGUGUAGCACUAUCUAUAAUGACGAGCGUACACUGACAGGCGAAGCCGUGGUGGCUAUCAUCGCCGGCAGUGACACUGUUGCUCCAACUUUGGUCUUCCUCUUUUAUGAGCUGGCUCUACAUCCGGAGAAGGCAGCCAAACUUUAUGAGGAACUCCGUAAAGAAGACAUAGCGGAUUUCAAAACUCUGCAACGGCUGCCCUACCUGAACGCCAUCAUCAAAGAGACCCUGCGGCUCCAUCCAGCCGUGCCAACCGGAGGGUAUCGCGAUACGCCAGCUGAUGGCAUCGUGAUUGAUGGAACCUUCAUUCCCGGAGAUACAACUUUGAUUGCUCCUCGUUACUCCCUCAGUCGAUUGGAAUCUUGUUAUGUUAAUGCCUCGAAAUGGAUCCCUGAGCGUUGGACCACACAAUCGGAGUUGAUCAAGGAUAAUAAGUCCUUUCUUCCAUUCGGACAAGGUCGCUACACAUGUUUGGGCAAGGAGCUAGCAAUGUCGGAAUUGCAGCUCGUCACUGCCUCUUUGAUUUCAAAUUACAGAUUGGCUUUCCCCGUUGGCUGGGACGAGUCUCGCAUCAAGAAGGUUGAAGACGAUUUGAGAGACCAGUUUACAGCUGCGCCUGGCCAGUUGGAGUUGUUAUUCAUCCGACGGUGA
This is a messenger RNA of Aspergillus aculeatus ATCC 16872, 1656 nucleotides long. Its product is annotated as cytochrome P450. Lineage: Eukaryota; Fungi; Ascomycota; Eurotiomycetes; Eurotiales; Aspergillaceae. The transcript has 5 exons. Bases 1 to 1656 code for a protein of 551 amino acids. The record is from RefSeq and is a predicted model, not a curated record. Gene Ontology annotation, molecular function: monooxygenase activity; oxidoreductase activity, acting on paired donors, with incorporation or reduction of molecular oxygen; iron ion binding.